UGCAGCACUCACUGCGGUCACCGCUCGAGACAUUAUUACUCUUGUUCUCAACGUCAGAUGUACAAACUCAACUUCAUUGUCUUGGGCGAUGAUCCUCGCCGUGUAUUUGAGAUCAAGAUUGCACCGACAGAGAAUGUCAGCGCCCUCCAAAGGUUAUCAAGGACAUGAAGAAGCCACAUUUUGAUCAUGUUGACGCUGACGAUCUCGAGCUACGGCAGAUCAAGAUCAAUUUGAACGACCCACACUUACUCGACGCGAUCGGAAACCAAGGCGUGGAGUUGAAGCCAUUAACCGAACUGUCCGAAGUGUUCACGCAUGGAGUAGAGCGCGGAUGUAUUCAUGUCGUCGUACGACACAUUAAUCCCCUUGUUGCUUCUCAAGAAGGGCACAGGUACUGCGUCCCUCGAACCCAAAUAUCCAUCUCUAGGAUGUCAUUAUCCUCGGAGUUAUACCAAUUCAACCGGUCACAUUCAGGAAUUUUGUGUGAUGAGACUCCAGUCAUCGGGUAUCGACUUAUCUUCGGGGAAACCGUCGGCAAUGCGGCUGGGAGCAAGAUAUGUAUCGAGUUCGUCAGGCACUAUUCCCCUGAGGCCCAUGAAUUUUGUGCCAGGAGGGGGCACGCUCCCAAACUUAUCGCCUACAAUCCUUUACCUGGCGGCUGGAAUAUGGUGAUUAUGGAUGCCCUUGAUAUUGAUAAUGGUUGCUUCCCGCAACGGCCUGGCUCAUAUCGACUGCUCAGUGAGAUAGCUGUUUUGGACCGCCAGCCGCUGAAGGAGGCCAUCACCUCUCUCAUCCGGGAGUUACACGAUUACAAUGAACCGGCUACGUUCAUGGCGACCUUCGGGAUACCAAUUUCGUUGUGGGAGACAACAAACACUUCAUGCUGCUCGAUUUCGAUUGGGUUGGACCGAUCCAUAAGACCCAUUAUCCUAUGCAUGGUCCUGAUGGUGUGUCGGAUGGGGAGAAGAUUGUGGCGGAACAUGACUUGGAUAUCUAUUUCAUCCUGAGCAAGAUGGUCGGGAGCCGG
Molecule: messenger RNA, 1027 nt
Organism: Suillus discolor
Lineage: Eukaryota; Fungi; Basidiomycota; Agaricomycetes; Boletales; Suillaceae
Exons: 2
Coding region: 165-1007 (280 amino acids)
Source: RefSeq, a predicted model, not a curated record